Molecule: messenger RNA, 772 nt
Organism: Poeciliopsis prolifica (blackstripe livebearer)
Lineage: Eukaryota; Metazoa; Chordata; Actinopteri; Cyprinodontiformes; Poeciliidae
Product: CD209 antigen-like protein C
Exons: 6
Source: RefSeq, a predicted model, not a curated record
AAGCUAAAGGGACAAAUGGCUGCAAUCGAGAGCGCAGACGGAUCACUGAGACCUGCAGAGGAUUUCAAAACUCCAGCAUGCCGAGAUACAAAAUCCUGCAUGAAAUUGCACCUGACAAAUAGAGGGGCUGCGGCCAUAGCAGCAAUAUCUCUGAUCACUGUGAUCAUUUUAUCCUCCGUUUUAUUUGUUUUAUAAACUCAUGCGCCAAACAUAUGGGGAGCAGCACGAGAAGAAGAAGAAGAUCCAACUUUUCCAAAUAAACAGACGGAAAACCUGCAGCAGUGCCAAAAAGAAUGUCAGGGCCUGAAAAUGAUGCUGCACUUGGCCACUCAGGACUCCAGAUGCAGUUUGUGUCCGGAAGGCUGGCUGUGGUGGAGGCGUCACUGCUACUUUUUCUCAGUUGGACUCCAGGAAAACCGCCGGUGGAAAGAGAGCGCCGAGUUCUGCCAGGAGCACAACAGCAGCCUGGUUGUGAUCAGAGACGACGCAGAGAUGGAUUUUCUCCAAGGAGUUAUGUGCAAUGCCACCAAAUUUCCUUUCCUGUGGGUGGGACUGACGGACAGCCAGCAGGAGGGACACUGGCUGUGGGUGAGUGGGAAGGACGUCCAGGACCACUUACCGCUGGCGGUGCAGUGGGACAGUGACGACAGGGACUGUGCAGACCUGAGGGGAGGUGGGACUCUGUUUGCUGCAGACUGUGAGGAGUACGGACCCUGGGCCUGCAAGAGAGAGUCCUGACCGCCUCCACGCCCUCCUUAUCUGCACUUACGUA